CGCGCGGAGCCUCCCCAGCCCCCAGCCGAGGGUCUCCCGCCCCGGGGCUCGGAGCGGCCCCUCCUCCAGCCGGGCCCGCGGCGGGGGCCGGAGUAACGUUAGGGUCUCCCGGGAGACGGGCUCCGCACAAGAUGGCGGACGAGAGAGAGAGAGAAGAGAUUUUAGUAGCAGAAUAUCACAAGAAAAUCAAAGACGCGUUUGAAGUGUUUGACCAUGAAACGAAUAAUACAGUGGAUGUGAGAGAGAUUGGCACAAUCAUCAGGUCAUUAGGAUGCUGCCCCAGUGAGGGAGAGCUGCAAGAUCUGAUUGCAGAGGUGGAGGAGGAAGAACCCACUGGAUACAUAAGAUUCGAAAAAUUUCUUCCAGUGAUGACGAGUGUACUGCUAGAAAGAAGAUACCGACCAGUUCCAGAAGAUGUCCUUCUUCGAGCUUUUGAGGUUUUAGAUUCAGCUAAACGCGGGUUUCUUACUAAGGAGGAACUGGUCAAGUACAUGACAGAAGAAGGUGAGCCUUUUUCUCAAGAAGAAAUGGAAGAAAUGUUGUCUGCUGCAAUUGAUCCAGAGUCAAACGCAAUUCAUUACAAGGACUAUAUAGCAAUGAUGGUGAUAGAUGAGCAUUAAACAUUCCAAGUUCUAAAUGAAAAGAUAAUUAAAAAAUUCACAUUUCAUCUUGUAAUUCCUAUAUGUGAUAUAUAAUACAUUGUAAUAUAACUAUUUCAAGAUUUUGGGGUGUUUUUUGUAGAAACAGAGUCUCACUUUUUUGCCGUCGGUAGAGUGCCGUGGCCUCACACAGCUCACAGCAACCUCCAACUCCUGGGCUUAGGCGAUUCUCCUGCCUCAGCCUCCCGAGUAGCUGGUACUGCAGGCGCCCACCACAAUGCCCAGCUAUUUUUUUGUUGCAGUUUGGCUGGGGCCGAGUUCGCACCUGCCACCUUGCGGUAUAUGGGGCCAGUGCCCUACCCACUGAGCCACAGGUGCUGCCCAAUAUUUUGUUUUUUAAAGAUGAUC
Molecule: messenger RNA, 1007 nt
Organism: Nycticebus coucang (slow loris)
Lineage: Eukaryota; Metazoa; Chordata; Mammalia; Primates; Lorisidae
Gene: EFCAB2
Product: EF-hand calcium binding domain 2
Exons: 7
Coding region: 132-620 (162 amino acids)
Molecular function (GO): calcium ion binding
Source: RefSeq, a predicted model, not a curated record